ACUGGGAUAUAGCCAGUCAUGUAAAGCUAGAUUCAUGCUUAGUAAGCGAUAAACAGUCGGCCUAUAAAGUUCUUCUUGGACUCCGUUAGUCCUUAUAUUCUAGGCGUAUAUUCUAUCCAUCCAUAGGCUUAGUCCCAAAGACUGCCAACAAUCUAGUUGUAACUGGGGAUAGGGCACAGAACUGUGCUGAUCAGCUAAACAUACUAAGAUGGCGACCAGACGGAGUGCAACUGACGAUUCUAUCGUCCGAAUCCCUCCCUAUUACUACCUCCAUGUCCUUGACCAGAACAGCAAUGUCACACGAUUGGAAAUUGGACCACAGACUUUCAUCAGACAGGACAAUGAAAGGGUUGUGUAUGGGCCGGAUAAGAUGAUCACAGUGCCCCCAAGGCACUACUGCAUAAUCGAGAAUCCUGUCCUAAGAGAUGGUGAUGGUGAGGUUGUCUUCGACAAAGUCGGACAGGCUAAACUUCUCCAUGCUGAUCAGGAUAUCAGACUGGCCCAGGAUCCUUUCCCUCUAUUCCCUGGGGAGGUUCUCAAACAGGCUGUUACUCCACUGAAAGUUGUAAUCGCUAAUGCUGCCAUUCGUCUACGCGCUCUUCUUGACUUCGAGGAUGCCAGUGGAGAUAAACGAGUUGCUGGAGAUGAGUGGCUAUUCGAGGGACCAGGCACUUACAUCCCGAGGAAGGAAGUCGUUGUGGAAGAAACAGCCCGUGCCACGAUUAUCAAGCCCAACCAGGCCAUCAAGCUGCGCGCUCGUAAAGAGUGUGUCGAUCGUGAGGGCACCAACCGCGUGACAGGAGAGGAAUGGCUUGUGAAGAAGACUGGCGCCUACCUUCCUGGUGCUUAUGAGGAGGUUGUUGAUAUCGUCAACGCUUACGUUCUGACAGAAAAGAAAGCACUCCAUAUGCGUUCUAUCAGGACAUUCAAGGAUGACUUCGGAAAGGUGCGAAAGAACGGUGAGGAGUGGUUGAUCAAAAUGACAGACACAGAAACACAUAUUCCGGCCGUCUAUGAGGAAGUUGUAGGAGUCGUUGACAUUACUACACUUAACAACAGGCAGUACUGUGUUAUCAUGGAUCCUGUCGAUGCCACAGGCAAACCACAGCUCGGACAGAAAAAGCUUGUUAAAGGCGAGAAGAGUUUUUUCCUUAUGCCUGGAGAGAAACUAGAGCGUGGAAUCCAGAAUGUUUACAUUCUUGGCGAGGAUGAAGGACUCAUCCUUCGUGCGACUGAAUGCUUCAAGGAUGUUGCCAUUGACAAAGAGCGCAAGCCAGGAGAUAGGUGGAUGAUUCGUGGACCGGCUGAAUAUGUACCUCCAGUUGAAGUUGAAGUGGUAACCAGACGCCAGGCUAUGCCUUUGGAUAAGAAUGAGGGUAUAUAUGUCAGGGAUGUAAAGACUGGUAAGGUCAGGGCUGUCACCGGUGAAACAUACAUGCUCAACCAAGAUGAGGAAUUGUGGGUCAAGGAUCUGCCUCCAGCAGUCGAUGCCCUCCUUGCCCAGGGCAAAGACCCUUUGGCGGACAGGAGUGAUAGGUCUGCCUCAGGUCCCCCUGGCAAGGCCCGCGACAAGACGAAAGUCGUCACGUUCCGAGUGCCCCAUAACGCCGCUGUUCAGAUUUAUGAUUAUACUGACAAAAAAGCCAGAGUUGUGUUUGGCCCAGAACUUGUGAUGCUAGGUCCUGACGAGCAAUUUACUCAGCUGAGUCUGUCUGGUGGAAAGCCCAAGAAGCCUAACCAGAUCAAGUCCCUGUGCCUGCUGCUAGGCCCUGACUUCUGCACUGAUAUCAUUGUGGUUGAGACAGCUGAUCACGCAAGGCUGUCACUGCAGUUGUCAUAUAACUGGCAUUUGGAAGUUGCAGACAAAACUGAUGCAAACGUAGGGCCUAAAUUAUUCUCCGUACCUGAUUUUAUUGGUGAUUCCUGCAAAGCCAUAGCAUCUCGUGUUAGAGGAUCAGUUGCAAGUGUUCCUUUUGAUGAUUUCCACAAGAACUCUGCAAGAAUUAUUCGCUCAUCUGUGUUUGGCUUUGAUGACAAGAGCAAGGUCCGAGAUCGCUUUAUCUUCCCCCAGAAUAACUUGGUGAUAACCAGUAUUGAUAUCCAGUCUGUUGAACCUGUUGACCAGAGGACCAGGGAUGCCCUGCAGAAGUCUGUCCAGCUUGCUAUUGAGAUUACCACCAACUCGCAGGAGGCUGCUGCAAGGCAUGAAGCCGAGCGUAUUGAGCAAGAGGCCCGCGGACGUCUUGAGAGGCAGAAGAUUAGUGACGAAGCAGAGGCUGAGCGCGCCAGGAAGGAGCUGCUGGAACUCCAGGCCAACAGUGCCGCUGUUGAAUCGACUGGUCAGGCCAAGGCCGAGGCCCAGUCUCGUGCUGAGGCUAACAGGAUUGAAGGCGAGGCUGCUGUUGAGCAGGCGAGACUCAAAUCUCAGGCUUCAAAGAUUGAAGCUGAAUCCGAGCUUGAGCGUCUGACCAAGGCUCGUGAAGCUGAGAACAAAUACAUUCGUGAGCAGAAUGAGCUCGAGAUCAGCAAGGCCAGUGAAAUGGCGGGCAUUGAGUCGGACAAGUUCAAGAAUACCGUCAAUGCAAUUGGUGCAGACACCAUCAAGUCUAUUGCAAAUGCUGGCCCAGAAAUGCAGGUUAAACUCCUGCAGUCUCUCGGCCUGAAGUCAACGCUGAUCACCGAUGGAAGCAGCCCGAUCAACCUCUUCAACACGGCCAAUGGUCUGAUUGGUAGUAUGAUGCCUGCUAAUCCGCCACGCCGCCGGGAGAGCGAUUAUGAGGAUUAAAUCGUUAGAGUCUGAAUACAGCAAUUGUUCAUAUAAUAUGGUGUACAUGAACGGCGGUAUAUUUCAAAAUUAGAAAUGUGUUUGAAAAUUUUACAUUUGUGUUAUUAAACACUGAGGUUGAUUGCAUUAAAAUUAGAAAAAAUAUGUUUCUGUCUGAAAUCAUCUUUACUUCCUUUUAACCUCAUGGUACUGACAGGUUGUAUUCAUAUACUGUAUGUCUUAGACACCAUAUUAUUAUGUGCUUGUAGAAAUCAUUAGUGGAACUUAACCGGGCUUUUUGGGCAUUGAUGUCUGAGUGAAUUAUAACGGGCAGCUACAACAAAUAACCAAGAAGUCGUAUGUAGUAGAUGUGAGGAAGUACUUACGAUAAAAAGUACAUUUGUACCACCGGAACAUCGUGUCAUGUGUUCUGGAUAUAGCUUAGCAUUAGUUGUGUACUGGCAUGAUUUAGAUAUCUUUUAAUGGAUCUAUAAAUUGUGUAAAAUUAAUCGGAACUCGUCAUAUUCAUCAUGAAUUUGAUUGUUUUGCGUGGGGUUGUGAUCAGAAUUAGAAAAAAAGUAGUUUUCAUCUUCAGGUAUCCAGGGUGUAGGUUUGUUCAUGCUGCCUUCUCCAAAUGCCCGGUAUAACUUUUUCUCAAAAGAAUUAGCAAAUUUGAUGAGGAGGACUGUGUUGAGAAUGAUAUUUGUGAAGUCCAUCCUGGUGGUGAAAUAUCCUUUUUUGGGAAGUGCACGUAUUAUUGCUGCUGAUUAAUUGGUCCUGUUACUUCAUCUCAUUUUCAUAGAACUGUGAUAUAAAUACAUGUACUGUAGAUUACUUAUUGCAUACAUGUGCUGAUUUGCAUGAACCUUUGAGAAAGGAUUAACGACAUGUUUUCAUCCCUUACCAAUGGUUUUGAUGUAUUCUGUCGGUGACAUUCAUGGUCUUAUGGUGGACUGAAGUCAGGAAAUGCAACUCGGUCACGUUGCUUGUGAUUGGUUCCACCAUUUGACCAAAACAGUCACUCCUCGUGCCGCAAAAUAUAUGACAUGCUUUUGCAUGUGAUAAUUCUUGCCAAACUUAGCUCCAAUUGCUUUCAUGCAAAAUAUUCAUCUUGUAUCUUUCUAUUUUUGUAGCAGUUUACUCAGAUUCUCUUAUCCUAGAUUUGAGUGAGUUGUAUAGCCGACUAUUGGUGAGCUAGCUCGGAACGACUUGAACUAUUUCUUUGUUUGGUUUUCUGAUCAAUUCUGGCUGUAGAUUUAUUGUGCAAUUGUGUUUUGUGAUGUAGACAAACUAAAUAAAUUACUUAUCGCAUUAA
Molecule: messenger RNA, 4079 nt
Organism: Lineus longissimus
Lineage: Eukaryota; Metazoa; Nemertea; Pilidiophora; Heteronemertea; Lineidae
Product: major vault protein-like
Exons: 13
Coding region: 209-2785 (858 amino acids)
Cellular component (GO): cytoplasm; nucleus
Molecular function (GO): protein binding
Source: RefSeq, a predicted model, not a curated record